Molecule: messenger RNA, 189 nt
Organism: Diaporthe citri
Lineage: Eukaryota; Fungi; Ascomycota; Sordariomycetes; Diaporthales; Diaporthaceae
Exons: 2
Coding region: 1-189 (62 amino acids)
Source: RefSeq, a predicted model, not a curated record
AUGGGGGUCUGCCUGCUGUACAAGGCCGAUGAGGGAUACUGGUACUCGAACGCGUUCGACAACUACUUCCAAGAGACAUUCUCGCCUCCAUUCCGCAAAGAGUGCCCAACCGCUUUCAAGCAGUCACGGCUCCGCGAGGUUCAGAAUAUAGACGAGGUGGACCAGGACGACGAAUGUCCAGUGGUAUGA